GUGGGGACCCGGGCUGGGGACCGGGGCUGGGCGGCCGGUCCACGGCCCGCGGAAAGCAGGCGCCGCCCGCUCAGUCAGUCCCCUUUGGGCAGGGAAGGGGGGAUCGAGGUCCCCAGCCCCUGGCGGCCGCUCCGCUCCGCUCCGUCCCGCCCCUGGGCCAUGUCCCCUGCCUCUGUGCUCGGCCGCGGGCGGGGACUUGAUCCCUUGAGCUGAGCGCUAGACCGCGUUGACUUUUCUGCCCCCAACAACUGAACCAUGCCAUGUGCCCGGAGGAGCUGGCUUGCAAGGCUCUCCGUUGUAGCUCACCUCCUUAACUUUGGGGCCCUUUGCCAUGGGACACAGGCUCAGCCCGGCCCGGUGCACUUCCCGGACAGGAGGCAAGAGCAUUUCAUCAAGGCCCUGCCCGAAUACCACGUGGUGGCCCCCGUCCGGGUAGACGCCAGCGGGCGGUUUCUGUCCUAUGGCUUGCACCCUCCCAUCACCAGCAACCGGAGGAGGAGAGAUUUGGCUGGCCCGGAGGAUCGGGCCUAUUACAGGAUUUCACACGAGGACAAGGACCUGUUCUUUAACUUGUCAGUCACUCAGGGAUUUCUUUCCGAAAGCUAUAUCUUGGAGAGGAGACACGGGAACCUGUCCCACGUGGAGAUGGUGGCUUCCUCGGCGCCCCCCUGCCACCUGACGGGCACGGUUCUGCAACAGGGCACCAGGAUGGGGACUGCCGCACUCAGCGCCUGCCAGGGACUGACUGGGUUUUUCCAUCUACCACAUGGAGACUUCUUCAUUGAGCCCGUCAAAAAGCAUCCAGUGGCUGAGGGAGAGUACCACCCACACAUCAUUUACAGGAGGCUGAGGCAGAGAGUUCCAGAACAGAAGGAACCAACAUGUGGAUUAAAGGACGGCCUUGCCACCUCCCAGAAGCUGGAGCGACAGCGGGAGAAGUGGGAGAGGAACCACUGGCCCAGGAAAGGUCUGUCUCGGCGUUCCAUCAGCAAAGAGCGAUGGGUGGAGACGCUGGUGGUGGCUGACACGAAGAUGAUCGAGUAUCAUGGGAGUGACAAUGUGGAGUCCUAUAUCCUCACCAUCAUGAACAUGGUCACUGGGUUGUUCCAUAACCCAAGCAUUGGCAAUGCAAUUCACAUUGUUGUGGUUCGGCUCAUUCUCCUUGAAGAAGAGGAGCAAGGAUUGAAAAUAGUUCACCAUGCGGAGAAGACACUGUCCAGCUUCUGUAAGUGGCAGAAGAGCAUCAAUCCAAAGAGUGACCUCAACCCUGCCCAUCAUGAUGUGGCUGUCCUCCUCACCAGAAAAGAUAUCUGUGCUGGUGUCAAUCGCCCCUGUGAGACUCUAGGUCUGUCCCACCUGUCAGGAAUGUGCCAGCCUCACCGGAGUUGUAACAUCAAUGAAGACUCUGGACUCCCUCUGGCUUUCACAAUUGCCCAUGAGCUCGGACACAGCUUCAGCAUCCAGCACGAUGGGAAAGAAAACGACUGUGAGCCUGUGGGCAGGCACCCAUACAUCAUGUCCCGCCAGCUCCAGUACAAUCCCACCCCACUGACGUGGUCCCAGUGCAGCAAGGAGUAUAUCACCCGCUUCCUGGACCGGGGCUGGGGGUUCUGUCUUGAUGACACCCCCCAAAAGAAAGGCUUGAAGUCCAAAGUCAUUGCCCCUGGAGUGAUCUACGAUGUUCACCAUCAAUGCCAGCUGCAGUAUGGCCCCAAUGCCACCUUCUGCCAGGAAGUAGAAAAUGUCUGCCAGACCCUGUGGUGCUCAGUGAAAGGCUUUUGUCGCUCUAAGCUGGACGCUGCUGCAGAUGGGACGCGAUGUGGUGAGAAGAAGUGGUGUAUGGCUGGCAAGUGUAUCACAGUGGGGAAGAAACCAGAGAGCAUUCCUGGGGGCUGGGGCCGCUGGUCACCCUGGUCCCACUGUUCCAGGACCUGUGGGGCCGGAGCCCAGAGUGCAGAGAGGCUCUGCAACAAUCCUGAACCAAAGUUUGGAGGGAAGUACUGCACCGGAGAAAGGAAGCGCUAUCGCUUGUGCAAUGUCCACCCCUGCCGCCCAGACACACCAACCUUCCGGCAGAUGCAGUGCAGUGAGUUUGACACCGUCCCCUACAAGAACGCCUUCUACCGCUGGUUUCCAGUUUUUAAUCCAGCACAUCCUUGUGAGCUCUACUGCCGACCCAUAGAUGGCCAGUUUUCCGAGAAAAUGCUGGAUGCUGUCAUUGAUGGUACCCCUUGCUUUGAAGGUGGCAACAGCAGAAAUGUCUGUAUUAAUGGCAUAUGUAAGAUGGUCGGCUGUGACUAUGAGAUUGGCUCCAACGCCACGGAGGAUCGCUGCGGUGUGUGCCUGGGGGACGGCUCGGCCUGCCAGACCGUGAAGAAGAUGUUUAAACAGAAAGAAGGAUCUGGUUAUGUUGACAUUGGGCUGAUUCCAAAAGGAGCAAGGGACAUACGGGUAAUGGAGGUUGAGGGAGCUGGAAACUUUUUGGCCAUCAGGAGUGAAGAUCCCAAAAAGUAUUACCUCAAUGGAGGUUUUAUUAUCCAGUGGAACGGGAACUACAAGCUGGCAGGGACCAUCUUCCAAUACGACAGGAAAGGGGACCUAGAGAAACUGAUGGCCACAGGCCCCACCAAUGAGUCAGUGUGGAUCCAGCUUCUGUUCCAAGUGACCAACCCUGGCAUCAAGUAUGAGUACACAAUCCGGAAAGAUGGCCUUGACAAUGACGUGAACAAACUGGUGUACUUCUGGCAGUAUGGCCGCUGGACAGAGUGCAGUGUAACGUGCGGGACAGGUAUUCGCCGCCAGACUGCCUAUUGUGUGAAGAAAGGCCACGGGAUGGUGAAAGCUACAUUUUGUGACCCAGAAACACAGCCCAACGGGAGACAGAAGAAGUGCCAUGAAAAGGAUUGUCCACCCAGGUGGUGGGCAGGGGAGUGGGAAGCAUGCUCAGCAUCGUGUGGGCCCCAUGGAGAGAAGAAGCGAACAGUGCUAUGCAUCCAGACCAUGGGCUCUGAUGAGCAGGCCCUCCCAGCUAAAGACUGCCAGCACCUGCUGAAGCCCAAGACCCUCAUUUCCUGCAACAGAGACAUCUUGUGUCCGUCAGACUGGACCGUGGGCAACUGGAGUGAGUGUUCCGUGUCCUGCGGUGGUGGAGUGCGGAUCCGCAGCGUCACGUGUGCCAAGAACCAUGAUGAACCUUGCGAUGUGACCAGGAAACCCAACAGCCGAGCCCUCUGUGGGCUCCAGCAGUGCCCGUCCAGCCGCAGAGUCCUGAAGCCCAACAAAGGCGCGAUUUCCAGUGGGACAAAGCCGCCGGCAUCCCAGCCGGAGCCCCCGAAGGCCACCCCGAAGCCCAUCCCGAAGGUUACCCGGAAGGCCACCCCGGAGCCCAUCCCAAAGCCCAUUCCGAAGGUUACCCCGAAGGCCACCCCGGAGCCCAUCCCGAAGGCCACCCCGGCGCCCAUCCCGAAGGUCACCCCGAAGCCCACCCCAGAGCCCACCCCGGAGCCCAUCCCCAAGGCCACCCCGGAGCCCGUCCCUCCGACUCCUCGCAGCCCCAGGUCGCCGUCCACACCGCCGGGGCCCGAGUCCCUGAGCACGAGCGCCCGGGCGGCGCGCAGCCCGCCUCCCCCCACGGCCCCCGGGGGCGCCCGGCCCCCCCUCGCGUCCGGCCCGAGCAUCCAGCCCUCGGGUCCCUCCUCCGCGGGAGACUUUCCCGCCGCGACAGUGGGCGGCUCCCGUUGGCCGCGGCCCGGCGCGCCUGCGUGGGGGCAGGUGACCCCCUCCUACGGCCCCUCGACCAAAGAGGCAGGAGGGGACGCUCACAGCGGCUCCGGGGAAGGCGGCGAACAGUCAGAGAACAGAAGUGAACACGACUCGGUCGCCUGGACCCAAACCCGAGCUCCCGCAGAGGAUGCGCCGGGGGCGCCGGGGGCGGAGAUGCCCCUUGGGGCGCCCCCAACGCCCUCCCUCGGGGCGGCGUCCCCGCGGGCCCCGUCCGGCCCCGACCCAGGGCCCGCUCCGCCGCCCGCCGAGGGGCCGGGCCCCGGGAGGCCAGCGCGCCCCGCCGCGCCCCCCGCAGGACCCGGGCCAGCGCUCCCCGGCCGCGCGGCCCCCCGCAGCGCCCCCCCGCCGCGGAGCCCGGGGCCCGGCCUGGCCGAGGCCGACGCGGAGGCCCUGAUCGCCGAGGGCUUCUUGCUCAACGCGUCCGAUUACCAGCGGCUCCCGCCGGGCGGCCGCUCCGCGCACUGGAUUGCGGGGAACUGGAGUGAGUGCUCCACCACCUGCGGCCUGGGGGCCUACUGGAGAAGCGUGCAAUGUAGCACCCAUGUGGACUCUGACUGCGCCACCAUCCAGAAGCCUGACCCCGCUAAGAGAUGCCACCUCCGUCCCUGUGCCAGCUGGCAAGUGGGGAACUGGAGCAAGUGCUCCAGAAACUGCAGCGGGGGCUUCCAGAUCCGGGAGAUUCAGUGUGUGGACAGCCGGGAUCACCAGAGCCUGAGGCCAUUUCACUGCCAGUUCCUGGCUGGCAUUCCUCCCCCACUGAGCAGGAGCUGUAACGUGGAGCCCUGUGAGGAGUGGCAGGUGGAGCCCUGGAGCCAGUGUUCCAGAUCCUGCGGAGGCGGAGUUCAGGAGCGAGCGGUGACUUGUCUGGGAGGUCUCUGUGACUGGACAAAAAGGCCCACGCCCACUGCGCCCUGCAACAGCCAGCCUUGCUGUCACUGGGCCACUGGGAACUGGGACCUGUGCACUGCUUCCUGUGGAGGUGGCUUUCAGAAGAGGACUGUUCAUUGUGUCUCCUCAGAGGACAAUGCAACUGAAGACAGAUGCCGGUGUGAUCACGAACCCAGACCUCCGGAAUUCCAAAAAUGCGGCCAGCAGGCCUGUGAGAAGAGUCCUGAUUUACUUUGCACCAAGGACAACUUAUCAGCCAGUUUCUGCCAAACACUAAAAUCCAUGAAGAAAUGCUCUGUGCCCACUGUGAGGGCUCAGUGCUGCCUCUCCUGUUCCCAGACCCGCAUCGUCCACACCCGAAGGCCAAGAAAGCCACAGUCGCUCAAAAACCCCAAAGGAUUCUAAGUCUGAAGGAAGUCACCCCGCACCACGGAAUGCAGCAGCCCACUGACUGACUCUCCCACGUUAUAGCCCCAGGGACCACUUCACUGAGGUUUUUUGGGCCCAACUUUGGCUGAAAACAAAAUUCACUGUGUUUUUUAGUCACAAAAUGCCCUUGUAAAAGGCAUGGGACUGAAGUGCCUGCUGCUCCUUGAUAGGCAGGUGAGAUAUCCAGGAGGUUCAGGCAACUCCUGGGAUGGGCUCCUGGGGAAAGGUGCCAAAUUAGGUAAGUCAGUGACAUGAUGUCUUUUCCCCCUUAAAAAUAAAAACAAAGGCACCAGAUUUUUCCCAGACUGCCUCAGGAGUAUCAGGAACUAGAACCACAUGUAUCCAGGGAACAAAUAAUUGUAUCCAUUUACCUUUGUGAAAUCAUCCUUUUUUUCCCUCCCUACUUGAGGAAGCUGCUGUUUCAUAUGUCAAUGUCAUGGGAAAGCUUUCAGGAACAUUCCUUUAAUUCCCCCAGGCAGAGGGCCACUUUCUUCAGCCAGUACUCAACUGGGGCAGGGAGAGAGAGUGCUGGCUAUAUCACUCAGUCCCUAUAGAUGCGGUAUCUGGACUGUUUAGAUUCCUGUGCCUACUUAGAGACACAAGAAUAAGAGGAAAUCAUCAGAAGCUGUAGGAUUUAGUAAGGGUAAGGGAUUUAGCUUAAUUACAUGGAAGACAUUUAUGACUCAAGGAUAAUUUCCUUGAAAAACUCUUAAAGAGGAAAUGAAUAGAAAUCAGUUUCUUCUGGUAUAAGAAAAGAAACAUGAACCUUUAUUCUUCCCAGUUUCCUGCCAAAUACCUUUCCUUUGGAGAAGAACAGAUGAGUCUUCCUGUCUGACUUUUCCUCUCCAGCAUGUUCCCUGCCUGAGUCAACUCAGAGGUCCAACUGUCUUUCCACUGCUGGGCGUUUACACAAACAGCUGCCAUAGCCAGGUCCGUGGCUACAAUACCUCCCCACCUACCCCUAGGAUGGGAAUGGAGCUCAAGAUUUAAAUAUUUCAGAGGACCAGGUAAAAUUCAUUAAGUACAAGAACUUGAUACAAACUUCUAGUCUUGAGAAAGAAAAAAAAAACAACUCAAAAGUGAGAUAAACAUGACCUACUCCCCAGUACUCCCAAUAGUUACUUUUGAAGGGG
Molecule: messenger RNA, 6233 nt
Organism: Canis lupus familiaris (dog)
Lineage: Eukaryota; Metazoa; Chordata; Mammalia; Carnivora; Canidae
Gene: ADAMTS12
Product: ADAM metallopeptidase with thrombospondin type 1 motif 12
Exons: 24
Coding region: 256-5076 (1606 amino acids)
Biological process (GO): extracellular matrix organization; proteolysis
Cellular component (GO): extracellular matrix
Molecular function (GO): metalloendopeptidase activity
Source: RefSeq, a predicted model, not a curated record